AAUCAACUGCGGCUGGUGGUGCACGCAUGCGCAGAUCUGCCCAGCAGCUCAGGGCAGGAAGACUUGUUUCGGGCAGCUGUGUGUACCUAUGCCGGGCGUGACAGCACUGGGCACGGGCUGUUGGGCUGCAGGAUCACUGCUUAUUCUCCUCGCUGCCAUCUCCCUUCACCAGGAGUACUCCGAUCCCGGGGAGCUGCCCAGGAUGGAUAAAGACCUGAAGACAUUACAAGAGGACUACAGACACAUGAACCGAUCCUGCUUCAUCCUCGGGGCUACCGGGGAGACGGGGAAAGCGCUGCUCAAGGAGAUCCUGCAGACUCAGCUCUUCAGUAAAAUAACGCUCAUUGGCCGGCGGAAGUUGGCGUUUGAAGACGAGGCGUAUAAUAAUGUGAACCAGGAGGUGGUCGAUUUUGAUAAGUUAGAUGAGUACAGCGCGGCUUUCCAAGGACACGAUGUAGGGUUCUGCUGCCUUGGGACCACAAAGGCAAAAUCUGGAGAGGCUGGCUUUAUCCGCGUGGAUCACGAUUACGUUAUGAAGUCCGCGCAGCUGGCAAAAUCCGGCGGCUGCAAACACUUCAAUCUGGAAUCGUCUAAAGGGGCCAAUAAGGGGAGCAGCUUCCUCUACCUGCGGGUUAAGGGAGAAGUUGAAGCUGAAAUAGAAGAAUUGGCCUUUGAGCGGUAUUCCAUCUUCAGACCUGCAGUUCUUAUGGUUGACCGGCAAGAGUCCCGUCCAUCAGAGUGGUUCGCCCGGAAGAUGCUGGCCCCAAUAUCCUACAUGUUCCCUACGGCGUACUCCGUGCCCAUCACUACAUUAGUCAAAGCCAUGGUGAAUAAUCUUGUGCUGCCGAGCGACAAGAAAGUGGAACUCUUCGAAAACAAAGCCAUACAUACACUGGGGGCAUCGGGCAAACAGGAGUGCAAGUAGUCAUUGGGGUGAUAGGAACCAGUAGGCACGAGCCCAGUCAUUGGGGUGAUAGGAACCAGUAGGCACGAGCCCAGUCAUUGGGGUGAUGGGCGCCGGGUGUGGAUCAUUAGAGCCACAAGCAAAGGGCUACAGUCUAUAGGUCGACCACUAAUGGUGGACAGGGUCAAAAGGUCAACAGGGUCAUUAGGUGUACAUGAAAAAGGUAGACAGUAGGAAAGGUCAACAGAGUCAAAAAGUCGACACAUGAAAAGGUCAACAUGACAAAAGGUUGACACACCAUUUUUACGUUUUUUUGGUGUUGUUUUCGCGUCAUUCUUCGGGCAUGGUGCCCCGCUGCGCUCGGCACAGGUUACUAUUCUCAAUCGUAGUCCACGUGGCUGGUAAAGUAUGAAAAAGUUGAUUAAGAUGCUAAAAAAAAAACCAAAAAAUUGUGUCGACCAUUUGAACCUGUCAACCUUUUGUAUCUGUCUACCAUAAGCACUGUUGACCUUUUACAUGUCAACCUAUUGACCGCGUCAACCUUUUGACCAUGUUGAUCUAAUGCAUGUCGACCAUUAUUGGUCGUCCUAAUGGUUGUCGGCAUUUUCAUGGUUGACCUAUAGUCCGGGUACCAUGGGAGCCAGUAGGCAUUGGUGCUGCCAGUGCGGUGCUGAAUGUACAAUACCAAAUUUUAUUUGAAUGUUAUUUUAGGGAAUUAACAUAAAGGGAAAUAUAUUUGUGCAAUUAAUUACAUGUCAUAUUUACACUAAAGGGCCGCCUAUUGCCAGGUUACCUUCUCUGUGCACGGUUACAAUUAGCGCUGUUAUACGCUUCACCGCUCCUUAAAACAAUUACAAGAACAGGCGUAGAAAUCUCGGGUAAUACAUUUCUGUUAUUUUAAUGACUCAAAAGGGAAAUUUAUUUGCCUAUAAUUCUAAGUAAUAACUAUUGAGUGGAUCGAUCAUCAUAAAAAUAUAUAAUCAAAGAGAAAUGUAUGGUUGCUAUGGAGACUGAGGGCCAGAUGAAUUAGCCUGCGCAGUGAGCCAAGUGCUGAGCUUUCCGUUAUGUAGCCGCAACAUUUAAAGAGGCAAAAAUUACCUGGAUUUCUCUUUUUAAAAUAAAGAAUGACGCUUUAAAUCUCAUGGCUUAAUCCUAUGAAAGCGCAGCAUUUUCCACGUGGCGCAGGCUAUUAUGUUUGGCCCUGAGUAUAGAUACUAUAACAACUACGUACAGCUAAGGUGUGGGCUUAUGUAAUGCAUGUAUGUCUUAUUAUGUACUGUUCCUUUCAUACUGAAUAAGUGCCUUCUGCUGGGGAACUGAUAUUCUUUUUAAUUAUUUUUUAAAUAAAGUGACUGUGUUGGUGAAUAAAUAUAAUGCAGAAAUAUGCUAAGACGUUA
Molecule: messenger RNA, 2301 nt
Organism: Pseudophryne corroboree (corroboree frog)
Lineage: Eukaryota; Metazoa; Chordata; Amphibia; Anura; Myobatrachidae
Gene: HTATIP2
Product: HIV-1 Tat interactive protein 2
Exons: 6
Coding region: 89-925 (278 amino acids)
Biological process (GO): import into nucleus
Cellular component (GO): cytoplasm
Source: RefSeq, a predicted model, not a curated record